This is a messenger RNA of Danio aesculapii, 9461 nucleotides long. It is a transcript of the gene acacb, whose product is annotated as acetyl-CoA carboxylase beta. The record is from RefSeq and is a predicted model, not a curated record. Gene Ontology annotation, molecular function: metal ion binding; acetyl-CoA carboxylase activity; ATP binding. NCBI's taxonomy places the organism in Eukaryota, Metazoa, Chordata, Actinopteri, Cypriniformes, Danionidae. The transcript has 55 exons. Gene Ontology annotation, biological process: fatty acid biosynthetic process. Bases 195 to 7355 code for a protein of 2386 amino acids.
GUGUCUCUCUGUCUGCCGGACAGUUGUAUAGAGAACAGCAUCGUGCGUGUACUAUGUGCACGCAUUCCACAGAAUGUCUGCACGCUGACUGCUUCGAAAGUCGAAUGCUUCAAAAUUUCAAGACAAGAGGACCAUCAUCUCAUCCUUCAAGAAGACAUAUGUGACGCAUCCUCAAGGUCCUCGGGGUGAGAGAGAUGCCAUCACAAACACCCAUCUCAGAUUGUGCAUGGGAACAUUCUCCACCAAUGGACCCCGGAUUAUCAAGCACUUCUUCCGAAAACGAGGGAAUUCCUACAUCAGCAACUAGAGAGCCCACUGACCAAUCACAUAUCACAGUUUCCCAUACUGAGUCCCACAGGCCCAGGUUUGGUGCUGGUGCUCAGGCUAAAGAAAAACUGAAGUUUAUUCUAGGUGCAUCUGAGGAUAAUUCCUCUGAUGAUGAGCCUCUGGUUAAGAACCAAACCACUACACGUCAGCCCAUAAACACAGAGACACUUAAUGCUGAAUCUACUGUGUCAUCAGAAGUGCCACCAACACCAGUUCCAUCGACAUGUUUGAGGCCUAGCAUGUCAGGCCCCCACCUGCUGAAAAAGGGCAAAGAACACAGGAAGAUGGAGGUGCAUAGAGAUUUCACCGUUGCCUCUCCAGCGGAGUUUGUCACUCGCUUUGGAGGAAACCGCAUUAUAGAUAAGGUGCUGAUUGCAAAUAAUGGCAUUGCUGCAGUUAAAUGUAUGCGGUCAAUUCGCCGCUGGUCCUAUGAAAUGUUUCGUAAUGAGAGAACCAUUCGCUUUGUGGUGAUGGUCACACCCGAAGACUUGAAAGCCAAUGCAGAAUACAUUAAAAUGGCUGAUCACUAUGUGCCAGUACCAGGGGGUCCAAAUAACAACAACUAUGCCAAUGUUGAGAUGAUUGUGGAUAUUGCAAAAAGGAUACCAGUGCAGGCUGUGUGGGCUGGAUGGGGCCAUGCAUCUGAGAAUCCCAAACUACCAGAGCUCCUUCAUAAAUCAGGGAUAUGUUUUCUAGGACCUUCCAGUAAAGCCAUGUGGGCAUUAGGGGAUAAAGUGGCAUCUUCCAUCGUAGCUCAGAGCGCAGGCAUUCCCACGCUGCCCUGGAGUGGAACUGGUCUGAGUGUUGAAUGGGCAGAAGAAGAGCAGAGGCAUGGUCAUUUGAUCAGCGUUCCUCCUGAACUAUAUGUGCAGGGUUGUGUUAAAGAUGUGGACGAGGGACUAGCGAGUGCAGAAAAAAUUGGCUACCCUGUGGUCAUCAAAGCAUCUGAGGGAGGUGGAGGCAAAGGCAUAAGAAAGGUUGAAAGUUCUGAAGACUUUCCUAGCCUCUUCAGACAGGUGCAGGCUGAGGUGCCAGGUUCACCCAUCUUCAUCAUGCAACUAGCCGAACACGCACGGCACCUGGAGGUGCAGAUCUUGGCCGACCAGUAUGGUAAUGCCAUCUCUCUGUUUGGCAGAGACUGUUCUAUCCAGCGCCGACACCAGAAGAUCAUAGAAGAAGCUCCUGCCAGCAUUGCCUCCACCAUCACUUUUGAGCAAAUGGAGCAGUAUGCAGUUCGUCUGGCUAAAAUGGUGGGCUAUGUGAGUGCUGGUACAGUGGAGUAUCUGUUUUCUGAGGAUGGAAGUUUCCACUUCCUGGAGCUGAAUCCACGACUUCAGGUGGAGCAUCCUUGUACGGAGAUGAUUGCUGACGUCAACCUUCCUGCAGCACAGCUACAGAUAGCGAUGGGGAUUCCUCUUUACAGAAUUAAGGAUAUCCGUGUCCUGUUUGGCGAAGCUCCGUGGGGAGACACAACUAUUAACUUUGAAUCUCCAGAAUGCAUCCCCUGUCCACGGGGACACGUCAUAGCUGCACGCAUCACUAGUGAAAACCCAGACGAGGGCUUUAAACCAAGCUCAGGUACAGUUCAGGAGCUGAACUUCCGCAGCAGUAAGAAUGUGUGGGGCUACUUUAGUGUAGGUGCAACUGGAGGCCUACAUGAGUUUGCAGACUCUCAGUUUGGACACUGUUUCUCCUGGGGCGAGAACCGAGAAGAGGCCAUCUCGAACAUGGUGGUAGCCAUGAAGGAGCUGUCAAUCAGAGGAGACUUCAGGACAACAGUGGAGUACCUCAUAAAACUACUGGAGACAGAAAGUUUCAGGAACAAUGACAUUGAUACUGGUUGGCUGGAUCACCUUAUUGCUGAUAAAGUGCAGGCAGAGAGGCCAGACACCAUGUUAGGUGUGGUAUGCGGAGCUCUACAAGUGGCUGAUGCAAGUUUCAGAGAGAGCAUGUCUGACUUCCUGCAUUCACUGGAACGGGGUCAGGUGUUGCCUGCUGCUAGUUUGGUCAACACAGUUAAUGUUGAUCUGAUCUAUGAUGGCGUCAAAUACUGCCUGAAGGUAGCCCGUCAGUCACCUACGACAUAUGUUAUCAUAAUGAAUGACUCCGAUAUAGAAGUUGAUGUCCAUAGGCUCAGUGAUGGUGGUCUGCUGCUUUCCUAUGGCGGCAGCAGCUAUACAACCUACAUGAAGGAGGAGAUUGAUAGGUACCGUGUCACAGUGGGCAACAAAACUUGUGUGUUUGAGAAGGAGCGAGACCCUACGGUGCUCCGUUCGCCCUCUGCUGGCAAGCUUUUGCAGUAUGUAGUCGCUGAUGGUUCACAUGUUUUGGCUUCCCAGCCUUAUGCUGAAAUUGAGGUUAUGAAGAUGGUGAUGACCCUGCAUGUCCAGCAUUCUGGUUGUAUUCGCUUUUUAAAAAGACCAGGAACAGUAUUGGAGCCUAGUUGUAUAGUAGCCCUAAUGGACCUGGAUGACCCUAGCUGUAUUCAUCCGGUAAAGCCAAACACAGAGCCAUUACCAGCUCAGGAGCCUUUACCCAUGGUAGGAGAAAGGCUUCACCAGGUGUUCCACAAUGUUCUAGAGAACCUGGUGAAGAUUAUGGAUGGAUAUUGUCUGCCAGAGCCAUAUUUCAGUCAGAAAUUGAAGAACUGGGUUGACACUCUGAUGAAGACGCUUCGGGAUCCGUCUCUGCCUCUACUUGAACUGCAGGAGAUCAUGACCAGCGUGGCAGGGCGAAUUCCAGUUACUGUGGAGAAGGCAAUUCGAAAGGUCAUGGCACAGUAUGCCAGUAACAUUACCUCUGUGCUCUGUCAGUUCCCUAGCCAAAGGAUAGCAAAUAUACUUGAUAGCCAUGCUGCCACACUUCAAAGGAAAGCAGACCGGGAAAUUUUCUUCAUGAACACCCAGAGCAUUGUGCAACUGGUGCAAAGAUACCGCAGCGGCAUUAGGGGCUAUAUGAAAUCAGUUGUUCUGGACUUGUUGAAACACUACCUUCAGGUGGAGAUGCAAUUUCAGCAAGCUCACUACGACAAGUGUGUGAUCAAUCUCAGAGAGCAGUAUAAGCCUGACAUGACUCCAGUGCUGGAGUGCAUCUUUUCUCAUGCUCAGGUCUCCAAGAAGAACAUCCUCGUCACCAUGCUCAUAGACCAGCUGUGUGGCCGGGACCCAAUGCUUGCUGAUGAGCUCAUGGUCAUUCUGGAUGAGCUUACACAACUCAGUAAAAUGGAAAACUCUAAAGUGGCACUUAGGGCCAGACAGGUGUUGAUCGCCUCUCAUUUGCCCUCAUAUGAACUCAGGCACAACCAGGUGGAAUCCAUCUUUUUAUCAGCUAUUGAUAUGUAUGGGCAUCAGUUUUGUCCUGAAAACCUCAAGAAACUCAUCCUAUCCGAGACCUCCAUCUUUGACGUCUUGCCCAGUUUUUUCUACCACAACAACCGUGUGGUUUGCAUGGCUGCAUUAGAGGUUUAUGUACGGAGGGCUUAUAUAGCUUACGAGCUAAACAGUCUUCAGCAUCAUCAGCUGCAGGAUGGGACAUGUGCAGUGGAUUUCCAGUUCAUGUUACCAUCAUCUCACCCAAACAGAGAGCCUAACGCCACAGUGAGCCAGCACAUGCCCAAACCCACAGGGAGCAGUCCUACUUUGAACAGGCUGACGCUUCCUGUCAAUGAUUCAGGAGAGUUUCCGGCAAUGCGCCGUCAGGGCAGUGAGCUCUUCCUGGAGGGGGCGCUUUCACCGCCCUGCCAGAGGAUGGGAGCCAUGGUUGCCUUCCAUAGUUUUGACCACUUCAAAAGGUGCUUUGAUGAAGUGAUCUGUCGCUUUGUGGAUCCGCUGUGUGAAAGUUCUCUGUUUUUUGAUGGCUGUUCCACCUUCUGUGAUGGGGAAAGCUGUAAAAACAUGAAGGAAAACCCCAUACACAUCAUAAAUGUGUCAAUCAAACAAGCGGACACAGAAGAUGAUGAUGCUUUAGUCACAGCUUUCACUGCCUUUGCUUACUCCAAAAAAUCUCUACUCUAUGAUUACGGAAUCAGAAGAGUGACAUUUUUAGUUGCACAAAAGCGGGAGUUCCCAAAGUACUUCACGUUUAGGGCCAGAGAUGAAUUCCAUGAAGACAGAAUCUACCGUAACCUGGAGCCUGCUCUGGCCUUCCAGCUGGAGUUGAAUCGCAUGCGUAACUUUGACCUGAAGGCUGUUCCCUGUGCUCAUCACCGGAUGCAGCUCUACUUGGGUGCUGCUCGUGUGGAAGAGGGCGCAGAGGUCACUGAUUAUCGCUUCUUUAUUAGAGCCAUUAUUCGCCACUCUGACCUCAUCACCAAGGAGGCCUCCUUUGAGUAUUUGCAGAAUGAGGGCGAGAGGCUUUUGCUGGAGGCGAUGGAUGAGCUGGAGGUGGCCUUUAGUAACACACCCACUCGAACUGACUGCAAUCACAUCUUCCUCAAUUUUGUACCCACAGUUAUUAUGGACCCAUACAAGAUAGAGGAGUCUGUCCGCUCUAUGGUGAUGCGAUACGGUAGUCGUCUGUGGAAGCUGCGUGUUCUCCAGGCUGAGCUGAAAAUCAACAUCCGCCUCACGACCACUGGAGAUGUUAUUCCCAUACGCCUCUUCCUCACCAAUGAGUCUGGAUACUAUCUAGACAUCAGCCUGUAUAAGGAGGUCAAUGACCCAUCCAGUGGACAGAUAAUGUUCCAAUCGUAUGGAGACAAACAAGGCCCGCUGAACGGCAUGCUUAUCAACACACCAUACGUCACAAAAGAUUUACUCCAGGCCAAGCGCUUCCAGGCUCAGAGCCUCGGCACCACGUAUGUCUAUGACUUCCCUGAGAUGUUUAGACAGGCUUUGUUUAAGCUUUGGGGACCAGGAGACAGUUAUCCUAAAGAUGUGUUGAUGUGUAAUGAGCUGGUACUGGAUUCUCAGGGGAACCUUGUGCAGAUGAACAGACUACCAGGAGACAAUGAGGUCGGCAUGGUGGCUUUCCGGAUGAGGAUGAAGACUCCAGAGUACACAGAGGGCCGAGAUAUCAUUGUGAUCUGUAAUGAUAUUACCCAUAUGAUUGGCUCUUUUGGGCCCCAGGAGGAUCAGCUCUUUUUGCGAGCAUCUGAGCUGGCCAGAGCGGAGGGCAUCCCGCGCAUCUACAUCUCAGCCAACAGCGGAGCUCGAAUCGGCCUGGCAGAGGAGAUCCGCCACAUGUUUCAGGUGGCUUGGAUCGACCCUGAAGACCCAUAUAAGGGUUUUAAAUACCUGUAUCUGACUCCUCAAGACUACACCCGCAUCAGUUCCUCCAAUUCUGUCCACUGUCACCAUGUAGAGGAGGGAGGGGAGUCCAGAUACAUCCUGACAGACAUCAUAGGAAAGGAGGAGGGUAUUGGAGUGGAGAAUCUGAGGGGUUCGGGCACAAUAGCUGGAGAAACUUCUCAGGCUUAUAAGGAAAUAAUCACAAUCAGCAUGGUCACGUGUCGGGCUAUAGGAAUUGGUGCCUAUCUGGUACGUCUAGGACAAAGAGUCAUUCAAGUGGAAAACUCCCAUAUCAUCCUGACUGGAGCCGGGGCAUUAAACAAGGUGCUGGGUCGUGAAGUCUACACCUCCAAUAACCAGCUUGGUGGGGUUCAGAUCAUGCACAACAAUGGAGUGACACACUCCACCGUGCCAGAUGACUUUGAAGGAGUGCUCACUAUACUACAGUGGUUAUCCUACAUGCCAAAGAGCAAUCAAAGUCCGGUCCCAAUAAAACCUGCCACCGAUCCAGUUGACCGAGAGAUUGAUUUUGUUCCCACAAAAGCCCCUUAUGACCCUCGCUGGCUGCUCUGUGGACGACCCCAUCCCACUCUGAAGGGAGCAUGGCAGAGUGGAUUCUUUGAUCAUGGUUCAUUUUUGGAGAUAAUGGCUACCUGGGCACAGACAGUGGUGGUGGGUCGAGCCAGGCUUGGUGGGAUUCCUCUUGGGGUCAUUGCUGUGGAGACCCGCACAGUCGAGCUUGCCAUUCCAGCAGAUCCUGCCAACUUAGACUCAGAGGCCAAACUCCUCCAGCAGGCUGGACAGGUGUGGUUUCCAGAUUCUGCAUAUAAAACUGCUCAGGCUAUAGAGGAUUUCAAUAGAGAGAAACUUCCCCUCAUGGUGUUUGCCAACUGGAGAGGCUUUUCUGGAGGCAUGAAAGAUAUGUAUGACCAGGUGCUCAAGUUUGGCUCUUAUAUUGUGGACGCCCUGCGAGAGUUCAGCCAACCUGUGCUGGUUUACAUUCCUCCCCAUGCUGAGCUGAGAGGAGGAUCAUGGGUUGUGAUCGACCCCACUAUAAACCUUCAGCACAUGGAGCUCUAUGCAGAUCGAGAAAGCAGGGGUGGCGUCCUGGAGGCUGAGGGCACAGUGGAGAUCAAAUUCAGAAAAAAAGACCUGCUUAAGACCAUGCGAAGGAUUGAUAUAGUGUAUUCCCGUCUGGCUGAGCAGCUAGGCAAACCAGAUUUACCAAGCCAGGAGCGUAAAGACCUGGAGGCCAAACUUAAGUCUAGAGAGGAGUUCCUUCUUCCCAUCUACCACCAGGUGGCAGUGCAGUUUGUGGACAUUCAUGACACUCCAGGACGGAUGCAGGAAAAGGGAGUCAUCACGGACAUCCUGGACUGGAAGAGCGCUAGGUCAUUCUUUUACUGGCGUCUGAGGCGACUGCUGUUGGAGGAAGUGGUGAAGAAGGAGAUCAUGCAGGCCAACCAAGACCUGAGCAAUGGACACAUACAGUCCAUGUUGCGCCGCUGGUUUGUGGAGACAGAAGGAGCUGUAAAAGCAUAUCUGUGGGACAAUAACAAAGUGGUGGUGGAGUGGCUGGAAAACAACCUCUCCCAGCAGGACGGAACACGAUCGGUCAUCAGAGAGAACAUCAAAUGCAUAAAGAGGGACUACGCUCUCAAACACAUCCGCAGCUUAGUCCAAGCCAAUCCAGAAGUGACUAUGGACUGCAUCAUUCACAUGGCACAGAACAUUACGCCUUCACAGAGAGCCAAAGUCUGCCACCUGCUAGCCACCAUGGACAACUCCACCACCAGCUGAUCACGUCCAUACCAAUAAAACAAACAUACCGUACUGUGUUUUUUCAGAGUAAGUAGAGUAAAUAAAUGAUAGAUCCUAAAUAAUAGGAUCAUCAAUGGUCAGUAGCCUUGAACGCACAAUUUUAAAUGUCCACCAAUCGCACGUACUCACUUUAGCGUACAAUGACUAUAGGUGUGACUCACAGUUUGACCACUUCUGAAUGAACAUUUCUCACAUGCGUAUUUCCCAGAAACUCACUCUCGCUAGAGGAAACCUGUGUUUAUAGUAUUUAUCUGUUUACGUUUGUGCCUUUGUGUCCUUUCUGUGGACAUAACCGACUGAUGAAUGUACAAUACUCUCAAUUAUUAGAUGAUUUUAGGGAACCACCAAUGCUUGGAGUCGACAUUCAUGCUGUGUGGCUCUUCCUCAGGUAUAUAUACAGUAUAUGCACAAUAAUAAAGCAGAGCACACUGAUUCAACGUCCAGUAAAUGAGCAGUAUUGUAGCUAAUUGGAAUCAACGUGUAAAUGGUAGAGUAAUUAUUCCAACUUUUAAUUUCUAGUAACAUUUUGGUGGUACAAAUUGAUAAUGUGCAUUCACAACUUUUAGAUUUUUUUUUUAUUCGUAUCGAAUGCACAUUAACUGAUUGGCCAAGUUUUAAAUGCGAUUACAUAGUGUUGUCAAUAUAAGAGCCAGUAGGGGUGUAACGGAUCAUGGUUGAUCCGUGAUUUGCAUGGAUCAUAACCCACCAUUCGGAGCAUGCGUGAGCUGCGGAUUAAUACUUUUUCUUUUUUAUUAUUAUUCUUUUUACUUGUAGAUUAAUCCUAAAAUGUAACGAUCACAGAGAGAUCGCCUCUCACAUCAUUAAAAACACAUGUAUGAAAGCAUUUAGGAUUUCCUGUAAAACAUAAUGAUGAUUUAAAAAGUUGUGGUGGGUUAUUCAGGAUUUGUGGUUGGUUUCUUGGGUUAUUAAAGGUGUUUUCUGUCACUAUGGGUUUAGCCUGCUGUAAUGCAUUCAGUGUAAGCUGCACGAUUAAUCAUUGAAAGAUCGGGAUCUCAACACCCACACAACAUAAAUUAUAAAUGAAGGUGAUUUGCAUAUUUUGGUGAAUUGCAUCGCUGCAUUCAAAUCUGUGUUUGAAAAACGCAAAAAUCAAGAAAGAGAUUCAGUCUUUUGAGUUAGUUAUGAAGUUACAAACAGUCAAAUAACACAGAAGUACUGGAAUAACAGUUUAUAGUUCAGAUAAAACCACUGAUGUUUAUGGUAAAGAUUAAAAUCCCCAUCAUAUGCCUUUAACGAUGCUCAAAAAUGAAAAUUGUAGGCAGAAAUUACAUUAUUGAACCAAUAGGUGGUGACAAGCAGCCAUCAAAAAUAUGCCACUGAAUAAUUCUUCAAAAAUCAUACAUCCAGCAAUGAAACAUGAAGUUUUAUGAGUGAAUAACUGAAUCAUUUAUUGGAAAUGAGACUAAAAAUAAAUAUGGGUUGUACAAAUGAUAAUGUUAGAUUCAUACAUUAAGCGUCAUCAGCAACAGAAAGUGAAUUUUUCACAGUACUGAAUAUUUACAAUUAAAUUAUUUUCAGCUGAUUAUUUCUUCAUUUAGUUUUAAUAUAAUUACAGGUUCUAAGUUCUGUUUGUUAAAACCAAAAGUGCCUUGCAGUGCUGUUUUUUGUUAUAAAUGGAAAGCAAGUUACAUUUCUCCCCUUUUUGGCUGAUCCAAAAACUGGUCCGAUCCGUGACUAAAAAACAUAAUGUGAUCCGAACAGUGAGAUUUGUGAUCCGUUACACCACUAAGAACCAGUGUAUAUUUUAAUGUCUUGAAUUUUUGUUGUUUUAUAGCUUAUUUCACAUGACUGCAGGUAAUUCUUUUGUUCAUAUGAAUGGGUGAAUAUGUUACCCACUGCUGCUGUACUGUACUUGACUGGUAAUUCUGAUUGAAGAAUUUGAUCAGAUUAUUGCCUGUAAUGUGCGCUUUUAAACCCUAAAGUACUAGAUUAAGACUAAGAUCUAGUUUAAGUGCCUGAUUUAAUUAUUAUUAUUAUUAUUUUUUGACGAAUGUUUUGUUUGACUGUACAUCAGGAUGUUUUUAAAUGACAUAAUAAUUGUGCAUUAAACAGUGUAUGUUUUCA